Molecule: messenger RNA, 600 nt
Organism: Mollisia scopiformis
Lineage: Eukaryota; Fungi; Ascomycota; Leotiomycetes; Helotiales; Mollisiaceae
Product: GTP-binding protein-like protein rho2
Exons: 5
Coding region: 1-600 (199 amino acids)
Biological process (GO): small GTPase-mediated signal transduction
Molecular function (GO): GTPase activity; GTP binding
Source: RefSeq, a predicted model, not a curated record
AUGGCCCAACAAACACAAAAUGUUAUGCGGAGGAAACUGGUCAUAAUUGGAGAUGGAGCUUGUGGGAAAACAUCCCUCUUGAGUGUGUUCACUCUCGGAUACUUUCCAACGCAUUACGUCCCAACCGUCUUCGAAAAUUAUGUCACAGAUUGCAGAGUGGACGGAAAGAGUGUUCAAUUGGCAUUGUGGGAUACAGCAGGACAAGAAGAUUACGAGAGACUAAGACCUUUGGCGUACUCGAAAGCCCAUGUUAUAUUGAUUGGAUUCUCAAUUGAUACGCCCGAUUCUCUGGAUAACGUCAAGCACAAGUGGGUUGAAGAAGCAAACGAGCGAUGCCCCAACGUUCCGAUUAUCCUAGUAGGCCUCAAGAAGGAUCUCCGUGAAGAUCCAGUCGCGAUUGAAGAGAUGCGAAAGAAGUCGCAACACUUUGUCACAACUCGAGAAGCAACUGAGAUUGCACACGACAUCGGAGCUAGGAAAUAUCUUGAAUGCUCCUCUUUGACUGGAGAAGGAGUCGAUGAUGUUUUCGAGGCCGCAACACGAGCUGCUUUACUCACUUUCGAGAAAGGGGAGGGUGGCGGAUGCUGUGUUGUGCUGUGA